AAAACAACGAUGAGUUUGGUAAUAGUAGCAAACUGCUGGUUACCACCGGAUGAUACCGUGAUCACAGUGGCCACACUUCAAUUUUCUGCUGCAAGGUGCCACCACGCGUAAGUAAACCACUACGACCACGCAAAUAUAACAUGGUGCUAUAGCAGCAGUGAAAUAUGUAAUUAGUUUACAAUGAACUGCCCUCGAACCAGCAACCAGGAAAGGGCCAAAUGGCGAACUGAAUGCAGGGAGAAGUUAGCCAAUCACAUUCAGGACCUGUAUCAAUGGAGUUAUUUGACAGCUAGAAAGGCUGCAUUGUUCAAUAAACAACUAAGCAAGCACUCGAUAGGGGCCUAUAUCGACCUGUGUAACGGAGUAGGAGUACAUUUUAAGGCUGUGCUAGGAGAAGGCGCCGCAGACUACGAACAGGAAAAGCAACUCGUCACAACAAGCAUAGGUUUUGACGCACUAGAGAAGAGUAGAGAACACCCUUCUAGCGAUGCAAUUUCCUUUCAACUAAGCGCUAAAGAAUGGCGUGAGAGAUUUAACGCAGAAGUGGCUAUAAGAGAGGCUCUUAAGAUCGAGAUGAUGGGUAUUAAAGGAGAGAAUGGGGAACUGCUAAGUGAGAUGAAAGCCCUUCGCGAAGAAGAAGCAAUGCUGAUCCAAGAACUUAAAAAAGCACGGGAGGUUCUGCUGAUAACAUCGCGCAUACUUCAAGAACGAGCAUUAAAGGCAUCUGAAGACUCGCAGAAGAUUACACACGCCACAACUUCCCUAAAGCUGGGAAGAAAUCCAUGUAUUUAGUCUCGCCCGAAAUAGAUUCCUCGAUGGAUUCUAAUCAAG
Pseudogymnoascus verrucosus is the source of this 831-nucleotide messenger RNA. RefSeq lists its product as uncharacterized. NCBI's taxonomy places the organism in Eukaryota, Fungi, Ascomycota, Leotiomycetes, Thelebolales, Thelebolaceae. The coding region runs from base 181 to 792 and encodes 203 amino acids. The record is from RefSeq and is a predicted model, not a curated record. The transcript has 2 exons.